AUGUCCAAGGAAGAUAAGAAGGAAUCGGGCUAUGGCUUGGGAACGGAAAUUGAUGGCACUGACUCUGGCACUGACUCUCUCGAUACUAUUACUGCGCUGAUUGCUGAAGACCACCAACAUGACAUCAAGCUUCGGACUAUGUCUUGGCACAAGACUGCUUGUCUGCUUGCAGGCGAUCAGGUCUGCCUGGCUAUCAUGGCCCAGUCAUGGUCUCUCUCUGUUCUGGGAUGGGUUCCUGGAAUUAUUACUAUGGUCUUGUGCUGCAUCCUUUUCUGGUUUACCUCCAUUACCAUGCACAAGUACAUCAUGAAAUACCCUCAGAUCAAAGAUAUCUGCGACUUUGGAUACUAUAUCUUCGGAAAAAGCAAGGCUGCCUAUGUUUUUUCAGCAUUCAUGUUGCUUGCAAACAAUAUCUUGUUGAUCGGUUUCCACACAUUGACCGGCGCCAAGGUUCUGAAUACCCUCUCCGACCACUCGCUGUGCACAGCUGUGUUCUCAGUAAUUGUCACCAUUAUGGGAAUCGUCAUGUCCAUGCCCCGAACUCUGAACCAUGUCAGCUUCAUGUCGAUGUUUUCAUCUGCUUGCAUGGGAAUCGCGAUUCUUCUCUUCAUGGUGUUCGCUGGAAUUGAGAAAGCCCCUCUGUACGGGUACAAUGGAAGCUUCCCCACUGACGGGCCUGUAAAAACCUACGCAUUCCCCCUUCCAGGCACCACAUGGGUUGCAUGCAUGAACGCCGUGCUGAAUAUCACCUUCCUUUGGGUCCCCCAGAUCCUAUUUCCGACCUUCAUCGCUGAAAUGGAAAGGCCACAGGACUUUCCCAAAGCGCUGGCUGUUUUGACCGUGAUUUCCGCGGUCCUGUUCAUUGUGCCUCCGGCCAUCGGAUUCCGCUACCUGGGACAAUACGCCACAGCACCGGCAUUCGGCAGUCUGGGCGUGGUAUCCUACAAGAAAGCAUCGUUCGGCUUCGUGAUUGUUCCGACCUUGAUUAUCGGCGUGAUCUACGCCAAUGUGACAGCGAAAUUCAUUUACACUCGGGUUCUGGGCGCCUCCCGCCACAGCCACAGCCACACGGUCGUCGGAUGGAGUGUUUGGGGUGGCAUCAUGGUUGGAAUUUACCUGAUCGCGUUCGUAUUCUCCGAGGUUGUUCCCAGCAUGGGUGAUUUCCUCUCCCUGCUUAGUGCGGCAUUUGACUCCUUCUUUGGAUUCAUUUACUUUGCUAUUGCGUACUGGCAGCUCAACCGCGGCUCGCUGUUUAACGGCCUCGGAAAGACUACCAUGACUUUGUUCAAUGUCUUUAUCUUUAUCGUUGGACUCUUUAUUCUAGGACCUGGACUCUACGCUGCUGUGGAGGCUAUCAUUACAGACUACUCGGGGUCUGUGACGCCGGCCUUUACUUGCGCUAACAUAGCCAUUUAA
Molecule: messenger RNA, 1416 nt
Organism: Penicillium soppii
Lineage: Eukaryota; Fungi; Ascomycota; Eurotiomycetes; Eurotiales; Aspergillaceae
Product: Amino acid transporter transmembrane
Exons: 5
Coding region: 1-1416 (471 amino acids)
Biological process (GO): amino acid transmembrane transport
Cellular component (GO): vacuolar membrane
Molecular function (GO): amino acid transmembrane transporter activity
Source: RefSeq, a predicted model, not a curated record